Molecule: messenger RNA, 579 nt
Organism: Diabrotica balteata
Lineage: Eukaryota; Metazoa; Arthropoda; Insecta; Coleoptera; Chrysomelidae
Source: the annotation of a GenBank genome assembly
AUGGCAACAACUGAACAAUUUUCAUUGAGAUGGAACAACUUCCAUUCCAACAUGACUUCAGGCUUCCAUGAUCUUCUAGAAAGUGCAGAAAUGGUAGAUGUAACAUUAGCUGUAGAUGGUCAUUUUUUGCAAGCACAUAAAAUUGUACUGUCCAUAUGCAGUCCCUAUUUUAAACAAAUGUUCAAAGCCAACCCCUGCAAGCAUCCUAUUGUAAUAUUAAAAGACGUUAGGCAUGAGAACAUGAAAGAUAUUUUAGAAUUUAUGUACAUGGGGGAAGUCAGUGUAUUAAGGGAAAAUUUAACACAAUUUCUUAGAACUGCAGAGCUGCUUCAAGUAAAAGGAUUGACAGGAGAUGAUCCUGGUGAGGAUGGAUCCUCUUCCAAAGAUAACAAAGCCGAAUGUGACAAUGAUGAGGAAAAUGAAAUAUAUAAUGAACUGAUUGAAACAGAUGUAGAACUCCCUUCUUACUCACAUUCAUCUCCAACACCAAUUCCUUCCUCUCCAGCACUAACAAAACGAACAAAAAACUUGAAUAAUGCAGGUGUAAGUGGCAAACGCUCCAAGGUGUGUAUUCAUUAA